CUCCUCUAUUUUAAAAGCCUUCUCCUUCACCUGAGAUAGAAAGAGCUGCAGCUUCUCGCGCGCACAUUUGUCUAUCAUCUGUCUCGGAAAAAAAUAUUCAAAUAGAAAAUUAAGCAACAAUCAGAGGAUCCUCUUUAAGGGAAUUUUGGAUCAAGUCGAUUCUAACCCCGUCUAGCAGAAGUUGAGGAAACCCUGAAAUCCUGAAAACCGAAGUUCUCCGCCUUUUGCCCUGCUGUGCACCACUAUGCCGGGAGCUGUGGAUCGUAUGGAGCUGAGGAAAGUCUCCACGGAGGCCGAUGACGACAGCACCGACAGCCUGGACGACCGCUUCACAGAGCCCAUCGAUGCUGAGAAGGCCACCAUUGACAGUCAGUUUAUGGAUGACAAUGAGGACGGAGAAAGUCAGAAGUUCCUGGCAAAUGGUUUGAUGAAGAAGAAGAAAUAUGAGGAAUACCAUGAGGAAUAUCAUCCCGGCCACACCUCCUUUGGGAUGUCUGUCUUCAACUUGAGCAACGCCAUCAUGGGCAGCGGCAUCCUGGGCCUAUCCUACGCCAUGGCCAACACCGGCAUUGUUCUCUUUACGAUCCUCCUCGCCGCCGUGGCCACCCUCUCCUUGUAUUCUGUGCAUCUGCUCCUUAUGACAGCAAAAGAAGGAGGAUCCCUCAUCUAUGAGAAGCUUGGAGAGAGAGCAUUUGGCUGGCCGGGGAAGAUAGCAGCAUUUGGAUCCAUAAUUAUGCAGAAUAUUGGAGCCAUGUCCAGCUACCUCUUCAUCGUGAAGUACGAGCUGCCUGAAGUCAUCCGAGCCUUCUUGGGUUUGGAGGAAAUCACUGGUGAAUGGUAUUUGAACGGGAACUACCUGGUCGUGUUCGUGUCCAUCGGAAUCAUUCUGCCUUUGUCUCUUCUGAAAAAUCUUGGCUACCUGGGCUACACCAGCGGCUUUUCACUUUGCUGCAUGGUCUUCUUCCUGGCUGUGGUGAUCUACAAGAAGACUCAGGUGCCCUGUCCUCUUCCCUACUAUUCCCACUACUCCAACCUCAGCAGUAAUGCCUCAGACAGGCUGUACCCUCUGAACCACUCGGCACACAUGGAUUUUUCCCGAGCAGACGUUUCCUCGGCGGUUCAAGGCAACAACGACGCUCAUCACUCCUCCGCCGUUCAUGUUGAGCCUCGUGCCGAGGAUGAGGAAAUGUGCACCCCCAAAUACUUUGUCUUCAACUCACAGACUGCAUACACUGUGCCCAUCCUGGCCUUCGCCUUUGUCUGCCAUCCUGAAGUCCUGCCCAUCUACAGCGAGUUGAAAGAUCGCAGCAGGAAGAAGAUGCAGAUGGUCUCCAACCUGUCCAUCUUGACUAUGCUCAUCAUGUACAUGCUGUCUGCGCUGUUUGGAUACCUCACCUUUUACAACAGGGUGGAGGCAGAGUUGCUCCACACCUUCACCAAGGUGUAUAAAUUCGACACCAUGUUGCUGAUGGUGCGUGUGGCUGUUCUGACUGCUGUCACUCUGACCGUGCCCAUCGUGUUGUUCCCAAUCCGCUCCUCCAUCAAUACACUAAUUUUCAGCGGUCGGGAGUUUAGCUGGCUGCGUCACAUUCUGAUUGCUGCUGCCGUCCUGGCCUUCAACAACAUGUUGGUGAUCUUCGUCCCCUCCAUCAGGGAUAUCUUCGGCUUCAUCGGUUCCUCUGCAGCCACUAUGCUCAUCUUCAUCCUCCCUGCUGCCUUUUACAUCCGCCUGGUAAAAUCAGUGCCGUUCCGCUCCCCACAAAAGAUCGGGGCAUUAGUCUUUCUCAUCGUGGGAGUCGUCUUUAUGAUUAGCAGCUUGUCACUCAUCGUCCUCGAUUGGAUCCACAACCCCCCAGGCUCCAGCGGGGGUCACUAAACCCCAACUUAGAUACACGUUUAGUAGUGCAGCAAACCCCUUCCACCCACUGCAGCUGGUCCAAGAUCUGGGAACAGGGAUGUGACACAACUAAUAUGAGAGAUUAAAAUCCCGGAGAGGAGGAAAACGGACUUUAACGAGCCACCAUGACAGCCUGAAAUCAUGUGAUCUUCCUGAUUUCUUCCAUCUAUGAAGAGCCGAACAAACCUGGCACAGAUCUGUGGACUGCAACUUGCAGGGGUGGAAAGACAAUACAAGUCCCUCGGUCCUCUGUGCACUUGAAGGGCUGACAGUUGGAGGUAGUGUGUCGUCCUUCACAAAACAAGGAGCACUUCAAGCAUUACCUUUAACACACGUAGAGACACAGUAAGACAUAUCUACACCUGUAUUUUUGGGCUAAUCUCAAAACCACGGUGAUUCUACAACAUAACUCAAUAAUGUAGAACUUUAAAUAAGGAUAGUUUUGCUGUUCUGCUAAAUGUUAACAACCAGAAUCUUCGCCAAAGUCUGCAGUUACCGGUCAAGUGGGUUAACACACACUCAAGGAUCUUCAAAGAAGCCAAGAGAUGCUUUCCGUAUUAGUGGAUCCGAAAAUGCAAGGUGUCAAUGUAAAUAGUUAUGUGUUUAGGUAGCGGGAGAUGUAACAAAUAUCUUACUUUGCUUCAUAAAAGGCAUAAGAGGCAAAAUGUUCCAAUCUUUCAGAAAACACAGCUGCUGCAAUAAGAAAUGUCGCCCCACAUUAAAUGUUAUACUACAUUAUCAAUCCCCAAAGGUAAUGGUGAUUUUCGGCAUUUAAAAAGAGACAGGAAAUAUGUUUAAUUUACAUAAUUUCUUGGACGGCUAGGUGCAUAUCAGACCAUAGGUAGUUUACAAAAAUGCACAUUCAAAUGUGAAUAAAAUACAACAAAAAAUUGGUAAAUUCAACUUGUGCCAGAGGCCUACUAUAAAUGUCACUCCUUCAAAAAUGAUAUCUAAGGAAAGGCCUUAACAUGAUUAUGUGGUCCUCAUCUUAGAAGAAUAUUCGGACAUUUUGGGAAUUGUAUUCCUUCCUGUCAGUUAAAUUAGAAGAUUGGUACACUAUGAAGCUAACGUUAAAGCCAGCAGUGGUUAGCUUGGAGAGUAAAUAUGCUAGCUAACUCCACUUAGAAACACAACUCGAUAUUUUUAUAUUUCAUAACUUUAACUAAUGACAAAUGGUGUCUGCAUUACUAAGCUUUAGAGGUGGGAUUUAACUUUGGACCGAGCAGGGUUAGUUGUUUUCCCACACCUACGUUCUUAUGCUAGGCUUAGCUAACCCUCUACAGGAGCUAGCUUCAACUUUAGCAUACCAUUUUUCAUGAAUGCACUGCUAGACACACUAAAAUACACACAAAUCUGCCUUUAAAGUAAACAUUUUUGAUGUUCAAGAAAAUGCAGAUAUUUAUUUUGUAAGUAUAAACAGGGGUCAUGAACUACAUUUUUAAAGUCAGUGGAUUUAUCGACACAUAUUUACAUACUUUCACUGAAAGCCUAAUGAAUUAAGUUUUAUUAUGUGUCAUUGCCCAAUUAAAUUAUUGUUUUUUUUGUAUUGGCCUUGUUCUCAAAUUGGCUGCUAAUACCGGUGCCUUUCUUUGGUAAAAUAAUUGACGACAACACCGAAACCUCAGUUCGCCUCUUCUUCGACGCCGUUAUGUGUCACCAACACAGCCAAAGUGGAAAACAUGUAUAGAUCCUUUGUGGAUCUACAUACAUGAAGCAAAUUUAUAUUUCAAAUGAAAUGGUGUUUUGUGCAUGUUUUUGGGUUACAAACAUGGUAUUUUUUGACAAUUGUAUAUGCUCUGUAAAUAAUCUUUAUUUUAUGGUACACUGACACACAUUGUCUGUGAGUGAGUUGAUGGGGGACCUUAAAAGUCUUCUGUAAUCCAGUGUUGGUUUUAGUAAAUAUAUAAAUAUAUAUACCGUGUAUUACAUUUUUUUUCUUGCUGUAAAACAGUAGUUUUUUCUUCCUUUAUUUGAAGCUUGUAUAUUUGUAGAAAAAGUGGUCUCUAUAUAUCCAUUUUCAUGUUUUAAUGUUAAUUCGUCAUAUCAGGAUAAAUUAAUCAAACAUAACAAAGUUCUUCCAGAAGUCUCAGAAGCAAAAGCAAAGUAACUGUAGCUUAUUGGAUCCUGCUGAAUAACCCUGGGGUGAGAUUAAAGGUCAAAUUCCUCGUACGUGUAAACCUACCUGGUAAUAAACCUGUUUUUGAUUCUGAUUCUAAAAAGCAAACAGAAUAUUAAAUAAUAAGGCUGUAACAAAAGUAUAACACGAUAAUCCAAAGUAUUUUCACGCAAUAGGUAGGUUAUUUUUGACAGAACACUUCAACCACGCAGAGUGAGGUUUAAUUUCCAUGAUGUUACUUGAAGUGAAUCUUUCCUCGGCAUGAUAGAGACAGCAGGAUAUAUGACUGUGAGGUCCACGCAGCCACUUCACUAUGAAUGUUAAAUAAUGGAUUGUUCUCAGUUAGAAAAUCUGGCUCACCUGCUCUUCAUUUUUUCACGGAUAUUUGUCUGUGACUUUAUUAGCCUCCUACCUUCAGUGGCUUAUUUUGCUCAGCUGUAGUCAACAGCUUUGUCUGUUCAUUAGCUUGAGUUUUAGUCUUUGUACAUUUCGCAUUUUAAAAAGGCUGCAGUAUUCUUUUAAAGAAUGCUUCCAGCACCACACCUCUACCCCCUUUAGUAUCUCAGGUAUCUAGUCUGUAUGGAUCUUUCUUCUCACUUUUGGACAAAUCACUUCAACUCUUGCAUGAUUGAACCAUGCUGUACAAUGCUGUUGUAUCUUGUGCUGACCUAGAUGAGGAGUUGUCUUGAGAAUCUGUUUUAGCAGACAAGUGUUUAAAGAGGAGUUGUACAGAACCAACUGCCUUGUUUUUCUAUAGAUCUCUAGCCAAGGAGAAGCACUGGCUCCAUGUUUCUUCUGUUCACAGCUGCUUCCUGUGGAUCAGGCCUAACAUUCACGUUUGUAAUUGUUCCCGAGCAGAGGGGAAUGUUUUUAUAUCAGUGAUGCUGUUUCAUUAUGAUGAACAAUAAAAAUGUGAAAUAAAAUAUGUUGUUUUUCA
Gymnodraco acuticeps is the source of this 4950-nucleotide messenger RNA. It is a transcript of the gene slc38a4, whose product is annotated as solute carrier family 38 member 4. The transcript has 16 exons. The record is from RefSeq and is a predicted model, not a curated record. The coding region runs from base 245 to 1876 and encodes 543 amino acids. Gene Ontology annotation, molecular function: amino acid transmembrane transporter activity. Lineage: Eukaryota; Metazoa; Chordata; Actinopteri; Perciformes; Bathydraconidae. Gene Ontology annotation, biological process: amino acid transmembrane transport.